UCUCUGCCAAUAGCGAGAAAAUCCGAGGCAUGGGCACUCUCCGUUACUCUUAUAAUUCAUUCUACAUUUUCAUACAUUUUCAUACAUUUUGUUGCAUUUUGUGUAAAGCAGUGAAGAGAAGUGGGGAGUGUCUGUGGUUAUACGCAAAGUGGACGUUAAUCGUAACUUUUUUUAUCACUUUUAUCGACAGUUAUGGAUCCUGCAAUCUUUCCCGAAGAAAUUUGGAUAAAAAUUUUAUUAUACUGCGAUGUACCUGACAUUAUUGCUUUUGGAAGUACAUGUAAAUACCUCAGAAAAACGUCGGACAUCGACUACCUGUGGAAAAUGAAGUGGUUACAGUUAAUCUCCAAAGUGCAAUUUAGAUUCCCAGAUGUAAAAUGUCUUCAAUUAUUGAGCGUGAGUUUUAAAGCCAUGUGUUAUCGAUUACAUAUGGUAAUUGCAUUGGGAGAAAGUGCACCCUUUCCAAAAUGUUACCACUGCAGCGAAUAUACCUGUCAAAGAAAUUGCGUAGAAGGUUCGAGUGCAAAGGUCGGUAUCGAGAUCGGUAACAGGUGCACUUGGGUCAGUACUCCGCAACAUGGAGUGAGAAGACACUUUUCUUUGUUUGGUAUCCCAAAAUACAACAAUAAAAGGCAUACCGAACAAGUGCAAAUGCAGAAUAUUCCGACUAGCAGUGCACACUCAAAGAUCGACGGUAAAUCCAUUGCAAGGAAAUUGAAUUUAUUGAAAGUGCGUGAAUUGUCAGCUGUCAAAGUUCCGAAACCGAGUGGACCAUUUUGCAUUUUUUGCAACUCAGUUAAGUUGUACCGGGAAAAAAGGCGAUUGAUUAUGCAUCGAAACGAUCCUUCUUUCUACACCCUUUCCAAUACAACCUAUCAGAAGUUAGUUAAUGGGUAUUGCACGGACAUAGUCGAAAUAUUUGGAAUUCCAAAUGUGGAUGUCGUCAAUCCUGCAGAAGCAUUAUCGAGCGAUGGAACCUUCUAUGUAUUAAAAACAUUUGUAGACCACUUAUUUCAUCAAAUGGGAUUAACGGCAACGUUAAGGAAGCCUAACGCCGUUCUCAUGUUCUGUGAACCACUGACCAUGCAUCCCAUACUUAGAAAACAAUUGUUACAUUAUUUAUUUCAGGAAGUUAAAGUAGCCAGGGUGUGUUUGGUACCGAAACCUUUAGCAGCAUGUGCGAUGCUAGACAUAGAAACCUGCGUGAUCGUAGACAGUGGAGCACUCAGUACUACGGUAGCUGUUGUCAUUGGAGGGAGAGUCGUACCUCAUCGAUGGAAAGUGCUUCCCGUCGGAGGGUGGCACGUAGCUUAUCAUUUGAAGCAAGCGAUGCAUUGGCACCCAAAAGAGUAUCAUCGAAUUCCAAUAACCUAUUUGGAUACGAUAGGUGUUAAAGAACGAUGCAGACUUAGUUAUAAUAUACAGAAUGAAGAAUUGAAACGAGGACCAACCAAAAGAGAACAUAUAGAUUUAUGGGUUGACAGUUAUGCUGACUAUAAGCGUAUAUUGAAUACAAUAUCCUUGGGUUCGGAAUUGUAUAUGGCUCCUGAGAUGAUGUACAUUAGUCUGGGUCUUCCUCAAGUAAUACAAGAAGUGACGUUAGGACUCUCGGAAGAGCUGAUCCACGAUUGCCUUUCGCAUGUAUUGGUUACGGGUGGUAAUACCGAUCUAUCGGGUUUCGAAUUAAGACUGACAAAGGAUUUGAAAGAGCUGUUACCUGAGCACAGUGGAAUUCUCGAAGUUAAGAGUUGUCCCGGUCCUCAUAGCUGGCAUGUCGCGGUGGGAUCUACGUAUGUGCCUUUAGCUGUGCAUCCUGAUAAAACGCCACCCGAGUACGUCGAAGGUAACCCAUUCUGGCUAUCACGAGAAGAAUAUGUCCUCUUUGGCUGCGAGUCCCUUGAACAGUAACGGUAUAACCGAUUAACUAACUAUUUAGGUAACCAGUAGAUAGUCAUUCGCAGUGGCAGUAUCUAGCUUAAUACGUAAACUGUGAACCGGUACAUAUGUAAAGCAUAAUAUCAGAAGUGACGAUGUUACCGCCGUUAAGUAUAUUUUAUUCUAUAUUGUCUAUAAACUUCUCCGAGUAACACGCACAUAUUAAAAAGUUGAUACACGCCAUUCAUGUGGAAUCGGAACCUUGGUAACAUGUUUUCUUAUUUAUUUUUCAUAUGUAUGCAAAUGUACGAGUGUUUUUCCGUUUCUAAAUAUCUUUCAUUUCAUCAUUUUCGAAGAGGUAGUAAAUUAAUCUCUGAAUCCAGCCCAUUGACAGAAUAAUUUAUACAUUUAAACGGUGUAACCGAACGAUCGUCGUUUAGUUGCUUACACUCGUUAUACUCGAGCUUCAUUUUAUCGCGAUUGGUGGAUUACGUGGGCAGAAGUCUAAAUACUGUAAAAAGACAAUUUCUAGAAUUAGGAGGACUUUCGUACUCGAACUCAAACGCGAAAGAUCGAAAUGUGUUAGAGGAGGAUGCCUAGCAUCUCCGAUGUUAAGUCGUUCGAUGUUAACGGUAGCUCCUGCAAUACACUGUGAAUGGAUAAGAAACGUCUACUGUAUCACAGGGAACGUCCAGUCUGUCAGUUUCGUCGUUUAUCGAUAUGGGUCUAUUAUAAGUUGCAACUUCUGAACAUUUUUUUCGCUUAAUCACGGAUGAUCCGUAAAGUGAGCACAGAGCCUUGUAAAUAAAUCAUCGCAGCAACCUUCUAAGUGCUUAAAUUAGCAACGUAAUACAUUUACACAAGGAUUCUAUAAGAUGUUUUCAGUUCAGUUCGUUGAAAAAAAAAAAAAAGAAAAAAAGGUACUCACUAAGAGUACAGACUUUAGGAUUUCCAAGCAUUGUUCGCUGUUUCGUAAAUUUAUAUCCCACAAAUUUACCACAAAUAUGUAUUUAUGAACGUAUUUAUAAGAAAAUCCUUCUAGUCACGUAUCAAUUGUCGACAAAUUGGUAAGGCAGUAUUCUUCCAAAUUACUAAUAAUUGUAAAUCGGUAGAUUAAUAGCUCGACGAAGUAAAAGCAUAGUCGUUGUAACUUCGAUUAACUGUUAAGCUUAACGGUAAGAGCAAUCCAGGAUGUUUAAUGUUUAUUUGUUAUCAAUAUAGUGAAGGAUAUUUUGCUACUCGGCAGAUUUUCAUCGGAUAAUUAGAAUCCAUCGGUAUUAGCUCAAUUAGCUUAAAACGUGUGAUAUAUACGGUUAUAAUUCGUAAUUGGAAAGUAAUUAAGUAAUUAAAUUACAUCAUAACGUUAAUUUGCAAUGUACGUGCACUGUAUCAAUAUUGUAUUUUUUUUCUUCAGGUACUCUAAAAAACAACCCCUCAAAGGUUGACAUGUGACCAGUUAAAAUCAUCUUUGCAUUGUAAAUUUCGUAUCAAAUCAGUGUUGGAAAAUGCGGUUACAGUUACUAUUAUUCGAAAUCGCAGAGGAUAUAAUUGUCAUCCCCUUUCUAAGCUUCGACGACUGCAUGACUAUUAUUUGAAUAGCGCAUCGCGCAUUAUUUCAAUCUCAUGAUAUCUUACAGAAUUGCAUUCUCGUGUACUGCACCGAAUAACAUCUUGGGUUACCCCCUUUUGUAAAUAAGAAUCGUCAUUUAGUUGUUAAGUAAUUUAUUUCCAAGAUACAUCAAACUACAAUUACAGAUAUAUUUGCAUAUGCAUACACAAACACUGCAUACAUAUGUAUGAAUUGUUUUCUAUUUAUGAGGUUGUAUAUUUUGUGAAUAAAUCUUUUUCAAACAU
Orussus abietinus is the source of this 3729-nucleotide messenger RNA. Its product is annotated as actin-related protein 6-like. The record is from RefSeq and is a predicted model, not a curated record. The coding region runs from base 193 to 1908 and encodes 571 amino acids. The transcript is spliced from 5 exons. NCBI's taxonomy places the organism in Eukaryota, Metazoa, Arthropoda, Insecta, Hymenoptera, Orussidae. Gene Ontology annotation, molecular function: protein binding.